This is a messenger RNA of Alternaria triticimaculans, 372 nucleotides long. RefSeq lists its product as uncharacterized. Bases 1 to 372 code for a protein of 123 amino acids. The record is from RefSeq and is a predicted model, not a curated record. The transcript has 2 exons. NCBI's taxonomy places the organism in Eukaryota, Fungi, Ascomycota, Dothideomycetes, Pleosporales, Pleosporaceae.
AUGUCAAAUCAUGUCAUCACAUACAAGACGACCUCAUUUUCCCUCACAACCAUUUCUCUCAACACCAUCGCGCUCAACUCACCAGGUCAAGCCAUCAAUAUGCACCCAACAUCAUCUCUCUUUCUCAGUCUCCUCGCUGCCACCCUCAUAGCAGCCCAACUCUCCCCAGACAUCAACUAUUGCGAAGGCGACAAGAGCACAUUGGGCCACUGCGACACACUCACCUACGAAGACACCACCCUCUCCGCAGCCAACCCACCCACCGCAACAGAAUGCCAGGAGUCGUGUUUUAGUAUCUUCGGAGACGCCGGCGAAUGGGUCGUCCAUCUAGAAGGUAAACCCACCCCGUACCUCCACUCAUCACCCCACUAA